Molecule: messenger RNA, 1996 nt
Organism: Leucoraja erinaceus (little skate)
Lineage: Eukaryota; Metazoa; Chordata; Chondrichthyes; Rajiformes; Rajidae
Product: lysozyme C, milk isozyme-like
Exons: 4
Coding region: 569-1024 (151 amino acids)
Molecular function (GO): lysozyme activity
Source: RefSeq, a predicted model, not a curated record
GCCCUGUCCCACUGUACGAGUUUACCCAAGAGCUCUCCCGAGUUUUAAAAAAAUCAAACUCGUGGUAAGCACGUAGAAUGUACGUAGCGGGUACGUCGGAGCUCGGGGACGUCACUUAGCGGCUCGUAACGCUAACGGCAGGUACUCGGGAAACGCGGUAAGCUCGGGAAGACUGGUGAAGAUUUUUGAACAUGUUGAAAAAUGUCCACGAGAGCCCUGAGUACCCACGAGCGGCCAUUGCCGUAAAUCUCCGAGUUCGAAUCAGGGCAAACUCCGGAGAGCUCUUGAAUGAAGUCGUACAGUGGGACAGCCCCGUUAAGGGACGGAGAUUGGUUUCAGAUGUCCCUGAUAGGACAGUGUUGCCAAAGAGAAACAUCGGCCUUUCCCGGAAUCCUCCUUCCUCCAUCAGUCGGAAGCAACUUGCAGAGAACAUUCGGAGGUCAGUGCUUUAUGAAUCGAGUUGGUUUCCGGAGUGAUAAGGACAGAGGUCACUGGGUGUGAGACGGCCAGCAAUCUCGCAGGAGAAGGAGCUCAGUGUGCAGACACAUCUGAUGCAGGCACGGACACCAUGAAGACCUUCAUUCUACUCAGCGCCCUGCUCUUUGUUGCCUCUCCCUACAUCUUUGAGAAGUGCGAGCUGGCCCAGCUUCUACUCAGGCAUGGACUGGACGGCUACCGUGGCUACAGCCUGGCAAACUGGGUGUGCCUGGUGGAACACGAGAGCGGCUACAACACCAGGGUGGUCGGCCGCAACCGGCGAGGAGGCAAGACGGUGUCGUCGGACUACGGAAUCUUCCAGAUCAGCAGCGCCCGCUGGUGCCGGGACGGGCAGACCACGCGGAGGAGGAACACGGAUGAUUCAUGCGGCAGAAACUGCCAGGAUUUUAUCAAUGAAAAUAUUACCGAUGACAUUGAAUGUGUGAAGAAGGUGGUUCUGCCUCAAGGAAUGAAUGCCUGGUACAGCUGGAAGAAGAAAUGCAAACAAAGCACCCUGACCAAGUUUCUGAAGGAGUGCGAUGUGUAGGCGUGACCGUGCCUUGCUCGCGGGCGCAGCCAGCCUCCUGCAAACGUCCCACACUCAUUACUCAUUGGCUUGCACCGCUAUAAGCCCAGCGAGCGAGCGGAAGAUCAUAGAACCCUACAGUAGAGCAACAGGCCCUUCAGCCCAUCGCAUCCGUGCUAGCCGCGAUCCCCAUCACACACGUCCCAUUUGCCGCGCUUGUCCCAUAACCUUCCAUCUAAACCCCUCCUUCUCAUGCACGUGUCCAAGUGCCUUUACCAGUGGUAACAAUACCUGCUUCUAGCCCCUCGUUCCAUACACCCACCACCACCACACCUACCUGAUUUCCUUUAAAUUCCUCCCCUCGGAUGGCACGGUGGCGCAGCGGUAGAGUUGCUGCCACACAGCGCCAGAGACCCCGGGUCCAUCCCGACUACGGAGUCUGUACGGAGUUUGCACCUUCUCCCCAUGACCAGCGUGACUUUUUCUCCAAGUGCUCCUGUUUCUUCCCACACUCCAAAGACAUGAAGGUUUGUAGGUAAAUUGGCUUCGAUAAGUUGGAAAGAAAUUGUUCUUAAUAUGUAGGAUGGUGCUAGUGUACGGGGUGAUCGCUGGUCAGCAUGGACUCAGUGGGCCGAGCGGCCUGAUUCCGCGCUGUAUCUCUAAAGUGAAGUCACCUGUAUCCUCUAGUUCAGAUUCCCCUGCCCUGUGAGAACAUACUGUGUCAAUGUAUUCAGUCUAAACAUAGAAACAUAGAAAUUAGGUGCAGGAGUAGGCCAUUCAGCCCUUCGAGCCUGCACCGCCAUUCAAUAUGAUCAUGGCUGAUCAUCCAACUCAGUAGCCCGUACCUGCCUUCUCUCCAUACCCUCUGAUCCCCUUAGCCACAAGGGCCACAUCUAACUCCCUCUUAAAUAUAGCCAAUAAACUGGCCUCGACUACCCUCUGCGGCAGAGAGUUCCAGAGAUUCACCACUCUCUGUGUGAAAAAAGUUCUUCU